CGUUGUCAACGUGUUGCCCGGGACGGAGGAAGCGCCGGCGAAUCUGGUGUGUGGUGUCUAUUUCGCUUUUUGCGUUUCUUCGAUUCCUCCUCCAAACAAUCAAGAAAAAGAUAAACAAAAAAAAACACACACAAAAAUGGCGAGAGAGAGCGCUAUGAAAUUAUCGAAAAACCUGCUGAAAAUGAAGUUUAUGCAGAGGAGUUUGGAUACAGAAACUAAGAAACAAUUGGAAGAAGAAGAAAAGAAGAUAAUUAGUGACGAGCACUGGUAUUUGGAUUUACCAGAAUUGAAAGAAAAGGAGAGUCAUAUUAUUGAAGAAAAAAGCUUUGUGCCUUGUGAAGAAAUGUUGUUUGGCCGAAUGUCUUUUAAAGGUUUUAAUCCAGAAAUAGAGAAACUGGUUGCACAGAUGUAUUCCCAGAAUGAAAAUGAAGAGCCUGAUGAAGAUGUUAAGAUGGAGGUAGAUGUAUCCGAUGUAGAAAUGGCUAGGAGAUAUGAAAGCUUAGUGGGAACCAUAAAAAGGAAGUUUACUAAAAAGAGAGAUCGAUCGGCUAUUCAAACUGAAGAAACAGAAGCUAGCAGCAGGGGUGGUAAAUGCAAGAAGACAUUCAUUAAGCCUCAGGAAUAAAUAACACAAACGUGUCUUUAAAUAUUUCCCUACAUAUGGCAAUGAACUUCCUAUCUGAAACUCUGCAGCAGCUGGAUGUUUAUUGUAAUUAUGGAAAUAUGAUCUUUUGCAUACUAAAAUUAGAAAGUAUUACCACUUGCUGCAAUGAAAAUGUUUUCUGAAGAUAAAUGGAUUCUGCUGUUUCCUUGUAUUGAACAAAUACUGAUCAUUCUUGAUUACGUUUCUGCAACAUGUCAUAUGCACAAGUAAAAUUCAGCUCACUUGUGCUCAAAGUUGACUUGAAGGAAAAAAAAGUCCUGGGACAAAAUCAUAUUAAGUAUAUGGUGGUGCAAACUUAAUAUAUUUAUCUUUUACAGGUAUAAAAACCAAUAUAUAAUUUGCUUUGUUUCUUCUGCUAGUAAUACCCUAAUGUGCUGCAAGUAUAAAUCUUGUUUUUAUGGUGGAGCAGAUUAUCUUAUUCUGCACCUGUCAGGGAUCUUUUCUUCCCAUGUCCAUUAGAAGCAUUAAAAAAAUCAGUGAUUUGGCGAUGUUAAGGUUUUUAUACCGCACCCUCCAUAUACUGGCUGAAUCGUUUCAAGUGUUCCUGAGACUUGAUGCAUACACUUCGUGUUCAUCAGCCUGUUUGUCUGUACCAAAGUAGAGGUUGUGAAUUUCCUCUAAGCUCAUUGUCCAUUGAGUUUUGUUUUUUGCCAAAUUCCAAUUUUGUUCUUGGCAAAACUGAGAGUAUAAUCUGUUUUGGAACUGCAGCUGUAUUUCAUCAUUUACAGAAAAUGCAGUACAGUGAGUAAGUAAUUAUCCCCUGCCUUGAGUUUGAUUUAGAAAUUAAAGUCUUAUUUUAUUAAGUACAUUUUUAAUAUUCAAAAUUAUUGAAAUCCUUUAAGACAAAGUCUAGAUACUUACUUUAUUAUAACUUAUAACUUCAUAAUUAAUAAAAGUUUUAUAGAGUAGAUUUGGAAGGGACAUUCUAUGAGGAGAAAAUAGAAAUAAAGCCAAGAUUAUUAGAUCUGAAAUUAAGUCUUAUUCUAGCAAACCAGACUCUCUUCUGAAACAUUCUCAUGGGGAGGAGUAAUGAUUUUCUUUACAUUUCCAAAAUAUACAUUUUUUUUACUCAUAUUUUGACAGAAGAUAUUUCCAAUUGCAGCUCCACACAAAACCACAGAGCAAAUAUGGCCUGCACCGUAGAUUUUGAUCAAAUUGUAUCCUCAGGUCAUCAAAUUAAAUAAUAAUCUCAGAGGUUUUGAGAAGUAUGUCAGUUUUGCAUAUUGCUGCCACCACCACCAUUCUACUGUUCCAAUGAAUAUGCACAAUAGUCAAAUCAAAUUAUUAUCCCAGUGGAACAGCAGCAACAGAAGCUCCUACUGCCAACAGAUGGAAGAAUGAACAAUCUGUGUGCACAUCUGUGAUUUGCAUUUUGCCACAGGAAAUGUGGUUUUGUUGCAUGUCGGACUUCAAAUGAGAUCAAGUAAGCCCAACAAACUGUGGUGACAUGUAGUUGCAUGCUAAAGUCAUGCAGGUAUACUGACCAAAAAAGUGAAUGAAAGUCCGGUGGAAGAAAUCAGACUCCAUUUAUGGAGCCAAAUCCUGGUGCCUCGCUGCUUGGCUUUCGGAAUAGGAAACAGAGAAACUUGCUUGAAUUUUGAACAUGACUUUGGUAUAUUUAAAGCUUUUUUAAAAAAACUUCUUUUCAAUCUUUACUCUUUCAUGGAAUGUGGAUGAUGCUGGUAAGACCAGCAUUUGUUGCCCGUUCCUAGUUUCCUGAAUGACUACCUUGCUAGAUCAUUUCCGAGAGCAGUUAAGAGUCAAAUGUUGGAUAACGGGUCAUGUGUAAGCUAGAUCAGGUAAGAUUUCAUUCCCUACAAGAUACUAAUGAAGCAAACGGAUUUUUAGCA
Messenger RNA from Stegostoma tigrinum, 2514 nucleotides. It is a transcript of the gene mphosph6, whose product is annotated as M-phase phosphoprotein 6. The record is from RefSeq and is a predicted model, not a curated record. NCBI's taxonomy places the organism in Eukaryota, Metazoa, Chordata, Chondrichthyes, Orectolobiformes, Stegostomatidae. The coding region runs from base 137 to 625 and encodes 162 amino acids. The transcript has 5 exons. Gene Ontology annotation, biological process: maturation of 5.8S rRNA.